Molecule: messenger RNA, 930 nt
Organism: Anneissia japonica
Lineage: Eukaryota; Metazoa; Echinodermata; Crinoidea; Comatulida; Comatulidae
Exons: 1
Coding region: 1-930 (309 amino acids)
Biological process (GO): DNA integration
Molecular function (GO): nucleic acid binding
Source: RefSeq, a predicted model, not a curated record
AUGAGAAACACCAUCUUACUGCUACUACACGAAUCACACCAAGGAAUCGAAAAGACACGAAAGCUUGCUCGUGAAAGUGUAUACUGGCCAAAAAUAAAUACAGACAUUGAGAAAAUAUGCCAAAAUUACAAUGCUUUUCAAGAGCUACAACCCCAACAAGCAAAGGAACCAAUGCUGACGCAUGAAAAGCCUUCAAAACCAUUGAUCAAGCUUGGUACCGAUUUGUUCGAGAUUGGUAACAAAAACUUUCUCAUACUUAGCGACUACUACAGCAGAUAUCCUGUUGUGAAACAACUCGCAUCUACAAAUGCAAGAGCUGUUAUUAACACGACCAAAGAAAUACUCAGUUUGUUUGGAAAAUGUUCUGAAAUAUUUUCCAACAACGGCCCCCAGUUCCAGGGGGAGUAUGAUGAAUUCUGUGCAGAAUGGGGCAUAGAUCAUAGAACUAGUAGCCCAGGAGACCCUCAAUCGAAUGGGUUUAUUGAACGACAAAUCCGCUACAUAAAGCCUAUCAUAAAGAAAUGCUUGAAAACUGGUGGAGACAUAAAUAAAGCAUUAUUGAAUGUAAGAGCUACACCACUAGACACCAGUAUACCAAGUCCAGUUGAACUAAUGUUCAAUCGACCAAUUCCGACAUUAACGCCAAGUCACCAGCCAGCGAAUAAUGCACAGCAGCAGCAUUAUAGCGAUAAACUGCAACAAGCAACACAACUCCAAAAGGAAUAUGCAGAUAAGCACACUCGUGAACUUCGACCAUUAAAUGAAGGAAGCAAUGUACGUCUUCUUGAUAAGUCUACAAAAGAAUGGAAACCUGCAAAAGUAGUAGAAAAAUGUACAGCACCACGAUCUUACAUUGUACAAGUCGAGAAUGGAAAUCUUCUGAGACGCAAUCGCAGACACCUGAGAAGAUCGUGUCAGAAAUAUGAUUGA